AUGGAUCUUGAAGCUCCGGUGAAGACAUCCAUUCAAGUGGAGGAUAUAGAUCAAAAGAUAUGUUAUAAAGGCCUUCCACAACCGGAGGAGAGGUUUCGAUCAACUGCUCGCCCUCUUUCGGCUUUGCAUUCCAAGAAGUCCCCGGUUCGGACUAAACAAGCUGCUUCGUUGACCCACCUAGGUAGCAAUAAAACCUGGAAUACAAAGGGUGGCCUUCUCAAAGUGAUUGAUGACUUCACUAAGGCU
Molecule: messenger RNA, 246 nt
Organism: Dovyalis caffra
Lineage: Eukaryota; Viridiplantae; Streptophyta; Magnoliopsida; Malpighiales; Salicaceae
Source: the annotation of a GenBank genome assembly